Molecule: messenger RNA, 4623 nt
Organism: Pipistrellus nathusii (Nathusius's pipistrelle)
Lineage: Eukaryota; Metazoa; Chordata; Mammalia; Chiroptera; Vespertilionidae
Source: the annotation of a GenBank genome assembly
AUGUAUGCAGCGGUGGAGCAGGGGCCUGUCCUCUGCAGCGACUCCAACAUCCUCUGCCUGUCCUGGAAGGGCCGCGUCCCCAAGAGCGAGAAGGAGAAGCCCGUGUGCAGGAGGCGCUACUACGAGGAGGGCUGGCUGGCCACGGGCAACGGCCGAGGCGUCGUGGGCGUGACCUUCACCUCCAGCCACUGCCGCCGGGACAGGAACACGCCGCAGAGAAUUAACUUCAACCUGCGGGGCCACAACAGCGAGGUUGUGCUGGUGAGGUGGAAUGAGCCAUACCAGAAGCUGGCCACGUGUGACGCAGAUGGAGGGAUAUUUGUGUGGAUUCAGUACGAAGGAAGAUGGUCUGUGGAGCUGGUCAACGACCGAGGGGCUCAGGUGAGUGACUUCACGUGGAGCCACGAUGGAACGCAAGCACUUAUUUCCUAUCGAGAUGGAUUUGUCCUGGUCGGCUCUGUCAGCGGACAAAGACACUGGUCAUCUGAGAUCAACCUGGAAAGUCAGAUCACAUGUGGCAUCUGGACUCCUGAUGACCAACAGGUGCUGUUCGGCACGGCCGACGGGCAGGUGAUCGUCAUGGACUGCCACGGCAGGAUGCUGGCGCACGUCCUCCUGCACGAGUCCGACGGCAUCAUCAGCAUGGCCUGGAACUACCCUACCUUCCUGGUGGAGGACAGCAGCGAGAGCGACACGGACUCCGACGACUACUCUCCGCCCCAAGAUGGCCCCGUAACAUAUCCCGUCCCCGUGCAGCAUAUCAGGCCACUGCUCACCGUCAGCUUCACCUCAGGGGACAUCAGCCUAAUGAACAGCUACGAUGACUUGUCUCCUACUGUCAUCCGCUCAGGACUGAAAGAGGUGGUGGCCCAGUGGUGCACACAGGGAGACCUUCUGGCAGUCGCUGGAAUGGAACGGCAGACGCAGCUUGGUGACCUUCCCAACGGCCCUCUCCUGAAGAGUGCCAUGGUCAAGUUCUACAAUGUGCGCGGGGAACACAUUUUCACACUGGACACACUUGUGCAACGCCCCAUCAUCUCCAUCUGCUGGGGCCACCGGGACUCUAGGCUGCUGAUGGCUUCGGGACCGGCCCUGUACGUGGUGCGUGUGGAGCACCGGGUGUCCAGCCUGCAGCUGCUGUGCCAGCAGGCCAUUGCCAGUGCGCUGCGAGAAGACAAGGACGUCAGCAAGCUGACCCUGCCCCCUCGCCUCUGCUCCUACCUCUCCUCCGCCUUCAUCCCCACCAUCAAGCCCCCCAUUCCAGACCCUAACAACAUGCGAGACUUUGUCAGCUACCCGUCGGCCGGCAACGAGCGCCUGCACUGCACUAUGAAGCGCACGGAGGAUGACCCAGAGGUGGGAGGCCCAUGCUACACGCUCUACCUGGAGUACAUGGGCGGGCUCGUGCCCAUCCUCAAGGGGCGGCGGAUCAGCAAGCUGCGGCCGGAGUUUGUCAUCAUGGACCCCCGGACGGACAGCAAAUCAGAUGAAAUCUAUGGGAACAGCUUGAUUUCUACCAUGAUCGACAGCUGCAACUGCUCGGACUCAAGUGACAUCGAACUAAGUGAUGACUGGGCUACCAAGAAAUCUCCCAAAAUCUCCCAAGCAAGCAAAUCACCCAAACUCCCAAGGAUCAACAUCGAAGCUCGCAAGUCACCCAAGUUGUCCCGGGCUGCUCAGGAGAUGUCCAGGUCCCCGAGGCUGCCGAUGCGCAAGCCCUCCAUUGGCUCGCCCAGCCUGACGCGAAGAGAGUUUCCCUUUGAAGACAUCACUCAGCACAACUACCUUGCUCAGGUCACGUCUAAUAUCUGGGGAACCAAGUUUAAGAUUGUGGGCUUGGCUGCUUUCCUGCCAACCAACCUCGGUGCAGUCAUCUACAAAACCAGCCUCCUGCACCUGCAGCCGCGGCAGAUGACCAUCUAUCUCCCGGAGGUCCGGAAGGUGUCCAUGGACUACGUGAACCUGCCCGUCUUCAACCCCAACGUGUUCAGCGAGGACGAGGACGACCUACCAGUGACAGGAGCAUCUGGCGUGCCUGAGAACAACCCGCCUUGUACCGUGAACAUCCCUAUCGCUCCCAUCCACAGCUCGGCGCAAGCCAUGUCCCCCACGCAGAGCAUCGGGCUGGUGCAGUCCCUGCUGGCCAACCAGAACGUGCAGCUGGACGUCCUGACCAACCAGACCACGGCCAUGGGGGCCACUGAGCACGCCAGUGAGAAUGCCACCCCGUACCCGGUCCCCAACCGCUACUCCAGCCCGGGACAGGUGAUCUUCGGGGGCGUAGAGAUGGGCCGUCUCCUCCCGAACCCCCCGCAGCUGUCCCUGCUGCCGCCCACACAGGGGCCCGUGCAGCUGCCGGGGGAGCACGGAGACCGCGAGCACGAGCACCCGCAGAAGCCCGCCAAGGCGCUGCGGCCGCAGCUGGCCGCUGAGGGGGACGCCGUGGUGUUUGGUGCCCCCCAGGAGAUCCAGGUGGCCAAGCUGAACCCCCCACCGCCUUACCCAGGCACCAUCCCUGCCGCCCCCACCACUGCGCCGCCCCCACCCCCACCGCCGCCCCCGCAGCCUCCCGUGGACGUGUGCCUGAAGAAGGGCGACUUCUCGCUGUACCCCACGGCCGUGCACUACCAGCCGCCCCCGGGCUACGAGAGGAUCACCACCUUCGACAGCAGCGGCAACGUGGAGGAGGUGUGCCGGCCCAGGACGCGGAUGCUCUGCGCGCAGAGCACCUACACCCUCCCUGGCCCCGGCAGCUCGGCCACCCUGAGGCUCACGGCCACCGAGAAGAAGGUGCCGCAGCCCUGCACCAGCGCCACCCUGAACCGCCUGCACGUCCCCCGCUACUCCAUCCCCCCCGGAGACCCGCCCCCCUACCCCGACCUGGCCGGCCCGCUGGUCUCCAGCCGGGUGGCGGCGCCGCGGCUGGACGGCGGCCUCAUCCACGCCACGCUGCGCAGGAACAACCGCGACGUGGUGCUCAAGGCCGCGGCGCCCGCCGAGCCCCCGCGGCUCCACCCGCCCCUGCAGCACCCGCACCCGCACCCCGCCAAGCCCAAGGGCCCCGCACAGUUCCCCCUGCGGCCCCCCGCAGCCCUCUACACCUGCAGCCAGUGCAGCGCAGGGGGUGCGGCCGGCGCGGGGGGUGCGCAGGCGGCCAGCACCUCCCCGCUGGCCUCCCAGUCCUCCUACAGCCUCCUGGGCCCGCCCGAGGGCAACCGCGAGCGCACCGACUACGUCAACUCGGCCUUCACGGAGGACGAGGCGCUGCCCCCACACUGCCCCGUGGACAAGCCGCCACGGCACGCCCCCCCGCCACUGCCUGAGGCUGCUGUGGCCGGGAAGCGGCCGCCCCCGUACCAGUGGGACCCUGUGCUGGGGGAGGACGUCUGGGUGCCUCAGGAGAGGACAGCACAGCCUGCGGUGCCCAACCCCCUGAAGCUGCCCCCCCUGGUCGUAGGUCAGAGCCAGCACCUGGACGUGUCCCGAGUGCCCUUCAUCUCCCCCAAGUCUCCCGCCAGCCCCACUGCCACUUUCCAGACGGGCUAUGGGAUGGGAGUGCCCUACCCUGGAAGCUAUAGCAACCCCCCGCUGCCAGGAGUUCCGGCUCCCUGCUCCUCAAAAGAUGCCCUGUCCCCCACACAGUUUGCACAGCAGGAGCCCGCCGUGGUCCUGCAGCCGGCCUACCCUCCCAGCCUGGCCUACUGCACCUUGCCCCCCAUGUACCCCGGAAGCAGCACAUGCUCAAGUUUACAGCUGCCAUCCAUCGCCUUGCACCCCUGGAAUUCCUACAGCGCGUGCCCGCCCAUGCAGAACCCCCAGAGCACCCUCCCCCCCAAGGCACACUUGGUGGAGAAGCCCCUCGUGUCCCCACCACCCCCCAGUGACCUCCAGAGCCACCUGGGCGCAGAGGUGAUGGGAGAGACCUCGGACAACUUCCAGGAGGUGCUCUCCCUGACGGAGAGCCCCGUCCCCCAGCGGACAGAAAGGUUCGGGAGGAAGAACCGGAAGCGCCUGGACAGCCGGGCGGAGGAGGGGAGCGUCCAGGCCAUCACUGAGGGCAAAGUGAAGAAGGAGGCGCGGACCCUGAGUGACUUCAAUUCCCUCAUCGCCAGCCCCCGCCUGGGCAGGGAGAAGAAGAAGGUGAAGAGCCAGAAGGACCAGCUCAAGUCCAAGAAGUUGAACAAGACGAACGAGUUCCAGGACAGCUCGGAGAGCGAGCCGGAGCUGUUCAUCAGCGGCGAUGAGCUCAUGAACCAGAGCCAGGGCGGCAAGAAGGGCUGGAAGAGCAAGCGCAGCCUGCGCACGGCCAGCGAGCUGGACGAGUUCAAGUGCCGGAAGGCCAGCGAGCGGGAGGACGGGCGGCUGGGCAGCCAGGGCUUCGUGUACGUGAUGGCCAACAAGCAGCCCCUCUGGAACGAGGCCACCCAGGUGUACCAGCUGGACUUCGGGGGGCGCGUGACCCAGGAGUCGGCCAAGAACUUCCAGAUCGAGCUGGAGGGGCGGCAGGUGAUGCAGUUCGGCAGGAUCGAUGGCAAUGCGUACAUUCUGGACUUCCAGUACCCCUUCUCGGCUGUGCAGGCCUUCGCUGUGGCCCUGGCCAACGUGACGCAGCGCCUCAAGUGA